Colletotrichum lupini is the source of this 1536-nucleotide messenger RNA. RefSeq names its product ssh-4. The coding region runs from base 1 to 1536 and encodes 511 amino acids. Gene Ontology annotation, molecular function: protein binding. The transcript has 2 exons. Lineage: Eukaryota; Fungi; Ascomycota; Sordariomycetes; Glomerellales; Glomerellaceae. The record is from RefSeq and is a predicted model, not a curated record.
AUGGCACCCUCAGCUCCAUCAUCGGCGCUGAACGGCGUUGUCAUUGGAUUGCUUUCAUCCUUUGGUUCCGCCGUCCUUAUCGCUCUCAUCUUCCUCGUCAUCUACUUCUUCAGAUACACGGCCAGUGGUCGCAUCUUUCUCGAUCGCAUCGGCCGACCAGGCGAAUACGACGAUGAGCAGGCUUUUGCCCGGGAGGAGGCCGAGGCUCUCGAGUCUAUGGACGAUAUGCAGAAGACCGAGUACCUCAGGGCAAAAGCAUUCAUCCAAGCGAACCCCCCCGAAUCCGUUCAAACCGACAUUUCUCUAUCGCAAUACCUUGCCAUUCAAGAAAAGGGUGUUUCUGCUUGGGAAUUUGAACCCGAGCUGGAAAUCGCAAACUGUUUCGUCGAAGGCCGCACCGAGAUUGAGUUCUUCGACUCUGAAUGCACCGUCAUGAGCAACUUGCCUGUGCCCAAGCAAAACGAGGUCUACUACUGGGAAGCCAAGAUCUACGAUAAGCCCGAAAAUACCCUCCUCAGCAUCGGCAUGGCUACCAAACCGUACCCGUUGUUCAGACUACCAGGUAUAUCGCAUUCCAGCCCCUCGCUGCAACCGCAUGACGCUAACCAUCCAGGCUUCCACAAACAUUCCGUAGCAUACCUGUCAGCAGGCCAGCGCCGUUGCAACCAGCCAUUUGCCGCAACCCCCUACGGACCUCAGUUCGUUCAGGGCGAUGUUAUCGGUGUUGGUUAUCGUCCCCGAACGGGCACCAUUUUCUUCACCCGCAAUGGUAAGAAGUUGGAAGAUGCCGUUCACGGUGUAAAGUCGCAAAAUUUCUUCCCUGCCAUCGGUGCCAACGGGCCCUGCAUCGUCCACGUCAACUUUGGCCAGGCCGGCUUCGUCUUCAUCGAGGCCAACGUGAAGAAAUGGGGUCUUGCCCCCAUGACGGGCAGCCUGGCACCGCCGCCACCGUAUGGCUCCGAACAGGGCGAUAUCCUGCUCGAAGCUGGACGCAAGGACGGGUACACAGGCACCAGCGGCGGCGGCGGACAACAGCAGCGCGGGCACUCUCAGACACAGUCCUACUCGCAAAGUGGCUUGGGACCUCAACAUGGGCGGACGAGAAGCGGAAACUUCAGAGUACUUCCACCGAGGAGCCCCGGUCCCGUAAGAAGCCCGACUGACAUCUCCCUGACGCACUUUGUGUCCGACGAUGAGGGCGGCGAGCCAAGCAGCAGCAUCAAUCGCGGGCACGAAGGGCAAAGCGUCGUAGGGCUUGGGCUUCAAGACGCCUUGAACCCGCCACCCGAGUACACGAGCCCCGACCACUCGGAGGCCGGCAGCCGUCGGAACAGCACAGACAGCGAAAAUACGCCGUUGAUCCGCGUUCUUAAUCGGAGUCGAGGCGCCUCUGCAGCCGCUGCGGCCGGACCAUCGCACCCACCGAUACCUAGCUACACCGAUGCGGUGAGAGCCGGCGCGGGGCGGGAGGGGAAUAGCACUCCGCGAUCCAGCAAUCUACGCGGCAACCGGUCGAGGUCUCAGAGCGCGCAAUGA